AUGGCCAAGGAAUCCGUGGAGGUUCGGCACCUCCAUGGCGAGAUUGCCGACCAAGACAUUAUCAUGGGCAGGACAUCCAAGUCCGGCGUCAUCUUACGCCCCCAGCCGACGAACGACCCGAAUGAGCCACUGAAUUGGCCGCAAUGGGAGAAGUAUGCGACAUAUCUCGUCCUCUGCUGGUUCACCUUCCUAGCGUUUAUGAAUUCUUCUGCGUUCACGGUUGCCGUCAAGCCAAUCGUCAAGGAAUUUGGCAAGACGUCGACAGAAGCAAGCUACUUGACAUCGCUGCAGGUACUUGCGAUGGGCUUUGGCGCCUUGUUUUGGGUGAGCUUAGCUCUCGCAUCUACCCGUCCACCACCUGCUUUAACCAUCUUGCUGCAGAUGCCAAUGGCCAGAAAAAUUGGCAAACGUCCGGUGUACCUUGUGUCAAUCCUCUUCCUGUGCAUCACCAACAUUUGGAGCUACUUUUCAAAAUCAUACGGCGCCUUUUUCGGGCCCUUCAUUAACGCAUACAUCACCCAGUAUUUGGGCUGGCACUGGAUGUGCGGUGUGAUGGCCAUAGUAUCAGCCGUGACCUUCAUUUUCGCUGUUCCCCUUGUUAGAGAGACAGCUUAUAUUGUUCCUAAUGGUGUACGAGAACUCGAUCGAUCCGCUGAGAUGUACGCGCCAAAGAGAAGCUGGGCUGCUUCAAUGUCCCUAACCGCAGGCAUAAACCAAGACGCAUCCUUCUUCGAAUGGGUGUUUGAGACCCUACAGCUCAUGGGUUAUCCUCCUAUCUGGUUCAGCGGACUGACCGUGGGACUCUUUAUCGGGUGCAAUAUUGCAAUCCAGCUCACAGCUUCCCAAACCUUCACGGCUCCACCCUACUCCUGGUCACUGCAUAGCGUUGGAUUGCUGUCCCUCUCAGGCUUCACGGGCUCCGUGCUCAGCUUCUUCUUUGGUGGUUGGCUCAUUGACUGGAUCGCCACUCGCGCUACCAAGCGCCAUGGUGAGCAUGUACAGCCGGAGUAUAGACUUCCGGCCAUGAUGAUACCAGCUGUAAUCGGACCAAUGGGUUUGUUGACCUUCGGACUGGUGAUUGCGACAGGGAAAGCUUGGGCUGGUGCCGCCAUUGGAUAUGGCAUGCAAGGAUUCGGUGCGACGGCUGCUGCGAACAUCGCCGUCACCUACGUGGUAGAUGCCUAUCGCCCAGUCGCUGGGGAAACCAUUGUGAUUGUAUUUGUUCUUCGAAACGUGAUCGUCUGCCUCAUCUCGACUUACAUUUCCAAAUGGUUCGAAAGCCAAGGGUUAAAGAAUGCUUUCGGAGAGCUAGUUGGCGUGGCCUAUAUUAUCCUGUCGUUCACCUUGCUCAUGUAUUUUAUCGGGCCCGGUCUUCGGCGAUUUACUUUGGCGUAUGGCCCGAUGACCAAGUAUACAGCACGCCGAGGGUAG
Messenger RNA from Penicillium canariense, 1431 nucleotides. RefSeq lists its product as uncharacterized. The record is from RefSeq and is a predicted model, not a curated record. Gene Ontology annotation, biological process: transmembrane transport. NCBI's taxonomy places the organism in Eukaryota, Fungi, Ascomycota, Eurotiomycetes, Eurotiales, Aspergillaceae. The coding region runs from base 1 to 1431 and encodes 476 amino acids. Gene Ontology annotation, molecular function: transmembrane transporter activity. The transcript is spliced from 6 exons.